Messenger RNA from Pipistrellus kuhlii (Kuhl's pipistrelle), 3295 nucleotides. It is a transcript of the gene SENP2, whose product is annotated as SUMO specific peptidase 2. Gene Ontology annotation, molecular function: deSUMOylase activity. Bases 16 to 2025 code for a protein of 669 amino acids. The record is from RefSeq and is a predicted model, not a curated record. Gene Ontology annotation, biological process: protein desumoylation. Gene Ontology annotation, cellular component: nucleus. The transcript has 17 exons. NCBI's taxonomy places the organism in Eukaryota, Metazoa, Chordata, Mammalia, Chiroptera, Vespertilionidae.
GAAACGAGGACGAAGAUGCCUUCCGGUCGGGAGGGAGGAGGUGACGUUGGGAGCGGAGGCCGGCUGGAUCCUCCGGGAGCCCUGGGGACGUUGUAUGUGUGGGCCUGCCGAUCGCGUCACCAGUCGGCGACUGCGCCUUGGCUGUGGUGGCCGAGGCGGCGGAGGCGAAGGCGGCAGCGGCGGCGACAGCUCUGGGGUUUGCGUCUCGGGGUGUGUCGGCCGCCGCUGCUGCUUCGGCUUGGUAUGUACAAAUGGCUGGUUAGGAUUCUCGGCACCAUUUUCCGCCUCUGCGACCGGUCGGUGCCCCCUGCUGCCCGGGCCCUGCUCAAGAGACGGCGCUCGAACAGCACUCUGUUUUCUACAGUGGACACUGAUGAAAUACCAGCCAAAAGACCAAGAUUAGAUUGCUUUAUUCACCAAGUGAAAAACAGUCUCUACAAUGCUGCCAGCUUGUUUGGAUUCCCAUUCCAGCUGACCACAAAGCCCAUGGUAGCUUCUGUAGCUUCUGCUUGUAACGGAACACGGAAUGCGGCCCCUUCAGGAGAGGUAUUUUCGAACUCUUCAUCUUGUGAACUGACAGGUUCCGGAUCCUGGAACAACAUGCUGAAACUGGGUAAUAAAUCUCCUAAUGGAAUAAGUGAUUAUCCAAAGAUCAGAGUGACAGUAACUCGAGAUCACCCUCGCAGAGUCCUACCUUCCUUUGGUUUUACUUUGAACUCAGAAGGCUAUAAUAGAAGACUAAGUGGCCGCCGCCAUAGCAAAGGCAAUCCAGAGAGUUCUUUAAUGUGGAAACCUCAGGAGCAGGUGGUAACAGAGAUGAUGAUUGAAGAGGGUGGCAAGGGUCUGAGGCGUCCCCAUUGUACUGUGGAGGAGGGUGUUCAAAAAGAGGAAAGAGAGAAGUACCGAAGGUUAUUGGAGCGACUUAAAGAAGGUGUUCAUGGAAGCUCUGUUCCUCCUGUCACUUCAACUCAUCAUAGUUCUCAAAGAUGUCACAUGGAUACAUUAAAGACCAAAGGCUGGGGGGAAGAGCAAAGUCAUGGAAUUAGACCAACUCAAUUUGUUCCAAAACCAUAUAGAGCUGCUGAAACAAGGGGACCUCUAUGUCCAAUGAGGAGUGAAAAGAGGUGUUCCAAGGGGAGAAUUUCAGAUAUAGAAAAGACAGUUGGAAUUAGACUUGAAAAUGAAGGUAGAAGGGGACACCAGUUGGAACCUGACCUGUCCGAAGAAGUGUCAGCCCGACUCCGCCUGGGCAGCGGGAGCAAUGGCUUAUUCAGGAGGAAAAUCUCAACACUUGACACAAAAGAAAAAAGUUGCUCAGGCAAAGAGAGAGAUAAAAGAACAGAUGAUCUUCUUGAACUUACAGAGGACAUGGAAAAGGAAAUCAGUAACGCCCUAGGCCAUGGCCCACAGGAUGAGAUCCUAAGUAGUGCUUUCAAAUUGCGCAUCACUCGAGGGGAUAUCCAGACCCUGAGGAACUUUCACUGGCUCAAUGAUGAAGUGAUUAAUUUUUACAUGAAUCUUCUCAUGGAAAGAAAUAAAAAACAAGGCUAUCCAGUACUUCAUGCAUUCAGUACUUUCUUCUAUCCCAAAUUAAAGUCUGGGGGUUACCAAGCAGUGAAAAGAUGGACCAAAGCGGUCAAUCUCUUUGAACAGGAACUAGUUCUGGUGCCUAUUCAUCGGAAGGUACAUUGGAGCCUGGUGGUGAUAGACCUAAGAAAAAAAUGUCUUAAAUAUCUGGAUUCUAUGGGACAGAAGGGCAACAGGAUCUGUGAAAUUCUCCUUCAGUAUUUGCAGGAUGAAAGUAAGACCAAAAGAAACGUUGAUCUGAAUCUUUUAGAGUGGACGCACUAUAGCCUGAAGCCACAUGAGAUUCCUCAACAGUUGAAUGGGAGUGAUUGUGGAAUGUUUACUUGUAAAUAUGCAGAUUAUAUGUCUAGGGACAAACCUAUCACAUUUACUCAGCACCAGAUGCCUCUCUUCCGGAAAAAGAUGGUGUGGGAAAUCCUUCAUCAGCAGUUGCUGUGAGAAUGCCCGGCCCAGUCCCUUAGCUGCUGGUGGUUCUUUCAUGGACGAACGUUUUCAUAUACCUCAUGCAUUGUGGGUUUAAAAGUCCCUGCACCGCCUGUUCUCACAGGUACUGAGCUGUCAGACAUGCAUGAAGGCCCUGCACCCUAGUGUUCUGACUUGGUAUGCGAAGGGCUGCUUGCGACCUGUUUGUAAGACUGUGCCUGCUCAGAGCCUGGACUAUUCAACCCACAUAGGAACAAACGCUAAUUAAUACUUUUUUUUAAAAGAUUUUCCCCCCCCUGUGAAUGUGGAAAAUGCAGGUUUUAUUCUAUGAGAUGUUGUUUUCUGUGUUUGUUCACGUGUAUUCAUUCACUCACUCAUUUGCAUACAUAAUGGGCAGUGGCUGUUUUCUGCUGCUCUUUUACAGUUAACUUUGAAUUGUUUGAACUAUUUAUUUCUGAAAAGAAUGUUAAUCAAGCUGCCAUUCUCUGCUGAAGAUGUAGAGGGAAAGCAGUGAGGGUGAGAGGAAGGAAGUGUUAAUUGACUUCUCUGACCUUGGAGCAGUAACUGCCAACUUGAAGCUGGAGGUCCUUUUUUUUUUUUUUUUUUUUUUUUUUUUUUUUUUUGAGGUUUGAAAAUGCCAGGAGAAGUGCUGGGUGUGGGGCUCUGAUUGCCUUUCAGAGGAAGGCAGAGACUCCGGCACCGGCACUGGCAAGGUGUCGGAAAGUGGGACUGAGGCCAAGAGACUCUGGCUGCCUAAGCAUCUUCCGAAAACUGUGAUGGUCAUCUAGAGAGAUUUCCUUUCUGGAAAUGAGGUGACUGCUGCUCUUGAAACUGGAUUUGAAGUAACUAAACCCUGAUCUUCAUUUGCACCCUAGAUCUGGUUGAGGAUAAACCUCAGAAUUGUAAGGGCUGGCCUGAGCUGUUUAUUUCAAAAGGGUCUAUUCAACUUAAAGCUAUUUUUCCCUCAAAGUUUUUUGUUUUUUUUUUCUUCUAUAUAGAAAGCUGAAAUUAAGUUUUGUAUUCAUUAGGAUUUACAUCCCCCACCCCCUCCUUCCACCCCUACUGAAAUUUGUGGAAGAAAAUUUAGUACUUGGCUCUGAGGUUACAACAAUCUAUUUUGCAUAUGAAAGUUUGUAUUUAACUUUUUUGUUCAUUAAAAACUUUACAGUGGUUAUGCAUUUUUAAUUUCAGAAAGUUUAGAAUUGGUCAAAACAUAUUUUGCAAGAUCUAGUGCCUAGUGUUGCUUUUCCGAUGUAAUAAAAGGUUGCCUGGCAGAACUUGAAAA